This is a messenger RNA of Babesia ovata, 9411 nucleotides long. RefSeq lists its product as uncharacterized. The coding region runs from base 1 to 9411 and encodes 3136 amino acids. The record is from RefSeq and is a predicted model, not a curated record. Lineage: Eukaryota; Apicomplexa; Aconoidasida; Piroplasmida; Babesiidae. The transcript is spliced from 3 exons.
AUGUCUUUCCUUCAUGGAGUUCUUGAGAGUGUGAGAGAUGAUGAAAGUGUUACAAAAUAUAGUGAUAUUAAUGAUAUUAACAAUGUUAUUAAGAAAUUAAAUGAUAGUGUAGGUAAAGGCCGUGAGGCCUUCCGUGUCGCCGUGACUCAGGUGGAGGAGAAAAUCAAGAAUGUUACAGGGCCACUUAGCGUACUUAAGAAUGACAUUAAACAACAUAAAGAUAAUAUUGAUGCUGAAAGUGUUCAUGACAUUAGUCAGCAAAUUACCGACUGGAUAUACCGUGCUCAGUGGUAUAUUGAUAGGGCCCAACGGGCUGAUGAAGCGUUAAAUGACAUCGAUCCACAACUUUCCGGUAAGUUAAAAUGUAAUAUUUCAUUGUUGUUGCAGGCCACGAGGACUUUUCUGAAGACGGCGGAAAACAACGAUCUUGACGUCAUGUUUCAGGUGACGGAGAAGAAUUUGAAUGAGGUUAUCACGUAUGCCGCAGAGAAAUUUCAGGGGAGCAUUCAGCAUCUCAAAAAAUAUUUCAAAUAUCAUAUCGGAAAAUUACAUAGGAAGCUUGAGGAAUUGCGUGAUGGUCAAUUUAAUAACCUAAAAACUUUUGUCGAGACAGAUAUUCAGAAUGCUCUCGACACGGUGAGCGAAGAUACCAAAAUGCUAGAAUGGAGGUAUGUGGUACAGGUUGUCAACAAUGUUAAUGAGAUAAAAACGAAGACACAAGAACUUAAAGGUCAGAUUCAACGAGAGAAGGAGAUCCUUAGAAGUCAGGUGGGUGAGUUGCAGAAACGCAUUAAUGAUCUUAAGGAGGCUAGCGCGGCUGUUAAGACUGCGAUAAAAGAUGAUACUUUGGAUAGCAUUAAAAGUCAUUUGAAUUUGGAUCAGAAAAUAAUUGGACUUAAAGAGGAGUUAAAUGAGAAGUUGAAGGAUUAUGUUAUAGAGUAUGUCAAAUUAGUCAGAGAAAAGGUUGGAUUGAUUAAAAAUGCUGUUGGGAAUAAAGGCAAACAAAUUGGUGGCGGGAAAAGUAUAGAUCAUAAUUGGGAAAAACUUAAAGAGGAGGUUGCGAGGCUAGUUGGAGAAAUUAAUGGUAAUGGAGAAGAUUAUAAAGGCCUCAACGGUAUUAGAGAAAGAGUGAAGGGGUAUGCGGGGACGUUUAAAAGUAAGUUUGAAAGUGACAUUCUGCCUGGGUGGAUAAAAGGGAUUUUGCAACAUAAUGUAAUUGUGAAGAAGAAGCUAGAUAGGUAUGUUGAAUUAUAUAGGAUAAACUUAGGAGAUUCGUAUAAAACCGUGGAAAACAUCAUUCCAAAAGUUAAGGAGACGAUCGUAGAAAACAUUCAAGAAGCUAUAAAGCAGGUUAAGACACAGAUAGCCUCUGCCGGUGGCGAUAUGAAGACAAAUAUAACAGCUGUAAUUAAUAGUUGCAAUGUAUUUGCCAGUCAGAUUGAGACAAAAAUUAAGCAGACGGAUGAAGCUGAGGGGUUCAGUUCGGCGGGUAGUGUUGCCCUUGUCUCAACUAUAGUGAAAGGGAUGGAGAAAAUUGUGGUGCAGAACCAUAAUGGAUCUUAUAAUAAAGGCUACCUCACUGAGGCCAUCACACUGACCCUUACUGCGUUAGUCGCUUCCGCCAGGCAGACUGCCAGUGUGCUCUGGCAUUUUACCCACAAGAAUUCCAAGGCUCCCGCUUACAACCUCGCCGAUAAUGUGGAGCUGGCAAUGGGUGAUGUAGAACUUAUCGGCAAGGAAUUUUUUACGAAAACAGGUAACAGUUUUGGCAGAGAUAUUCAGGUAUCACUGGACGGUGUAAAAUCAGAAAUUCAGUCGCUUGACACUCAGCUUGGUACGGCGCUUAUCCCUUCCCCUACCCCUCCUUCCACCUCCACCCUCAGCAACACGGUUGACCUUAACGACAAAAUCGAUGCUAGGGUUAAACUAAACAUUGACGCUGCGAAUAAUAGACUCAAAGAUCUCCUUAAAGCCACGGCAGAUAAAGCCAUCGGGAAGAUGCAGGAUGCCAUUAAUGUAAUUGUUGAUCCCGCCAAAGGUGCUGAAACAACGCUCACAAAAAUCAAAAUGGAACUUGAAAAACUUCAAACUAAAAACAACGUAGAAGGAGACAACAGUGCCUCUGAUCUGCACGAAAAGGCGACAGAGCUUGAAACUAAGAUCAACAUGACUUUGAUUAACGCUGGUAAAAUGAACGAUAAGGAUGGCGAUGAGAAAAAGACUGUUUUCGCUGCAUUGACGAAACUGAAGGAUGAUAUAAAAGCUUUCGGUACAAAGCUUGCUGAGGCGAAGAAAAAAGUGGGAUUAGUAGAAAACGAAUUGAAAGAGUGUAUCAACGAUACCGAUAAGCUUUUCAAAGACAUCCCUGCGGGUGUUGAAUAUGCCAUGAAUCAAUUACAUCGUGACGUCAAAAAGAAAAUGACUGAUGCCUUCCACUCUGUACUAGACGAGGCUAAGCGGCGAUACUCCGCGACGAAGAAUAGAGAAGUUGAAGCGUUGCAAAAAAUUGUCAACGCGCAAUAUGAAAUAAUUACUGAGAUCAUCGCAAAGGACAAAAUCACAGGCCUCAAAGGCCUUAUGCCGAAAAUUUACGGCGGCAAUAUUCCAACUUCUCAAGCCCCUCCGCUUGUUCCAUCUCAGGAGUCCACAUUACUCACCAAACUUAAUACUGCCGUAAAUUCACCAGACAAAGAUGAGGGAACCAAAUUCAAAGAAUUAUCUGAAGCAUCUAAGAAUUAUUUAGAUCCCAUAUUAGAGUAUGUCUCUUCCCAAGUCCACUCCCCUCACUCCUCCCAGUCCCGCUCCCCCCAAGUCGGCCACCUCAAACAGCAACUGGACAACUUACUCACUAACCUAAAAUUAGACAACAAACAAUAUCACUUCGACCACACGUUUACUGGUGACCUAGCCGCACUAACCCCCAAGCAGUUCAACGGCCACCAGCACCCUGAGCUGCUCGACGCGCUAGCCGCGGGAGCGAAGCGACUGGCGGAGGAACUGGGCAAACAGUACGUGAACAGGUACAGCGGACUGAAGUGGGCAGACAUUGGCGAGCCUGAUAGAGAGAAGUGCGCUAAGGUGUUGCUCACGUUGUUGUCCACAUUGAAAACAAAUUUAAGCAAGUUGAGAAAACUAUGUCUCUCAUCAGGUAAAUUCAAGCAAAUUAAGAAAUCCAACGAGCUUGGGGAAUUCUUUUUCAGUCAAGGCUUCAAUGUCUCCGAAGACGGCAAACAACACUGGGAGCUGCAGGACAAGAGUAAAAUGGACGGCAGAAAUAUUCACAAAUGUCUUGUGGGCGACCGUGAUCACGUUUACCACUCCGACAGGGAGGCCAAACGCUCUUUAGAUAUUCUUGUCGAACACCUAAAUCAAUAUAAUCAAGUUAGCCAUCAUGCCACUUUAUCAGCCAAAAAACAUCCUUGUAACGUCUAUCAGAUGCUCAGUUGGCUCACCGGCCUCCCACAUAAUCACAUCUAUAACCAACUUAAAGAUCACAUUACAAAUAUGUUUAAAGUACCAGAUAAGAAUGACCCAUCUAAGAAAAUCGUUAAACCAGUUGAAGCAUAUCCAUUCCAGUUUACCAAUAACAACGUACAUGAUGCACUUAAACACCUAGCAUCCCGCUGUCAGAAUCUCAUCUGCACCAUUGCCGGUCAUGGUGAUGCCCUAACCACAUAUGGCUGUGACUUCUCCAGUAACGCACUUCAAUUACAGUAUUCAUCCAGUCCUGCUGCGUGUUUUGAUACUCUCGUUGACUUGCUUCGCCGACUCUUCCCUCCACUGAAAUUCCUACAAAUACAAUGCAAAUACAGUGCCAGAGAUUUCGGCUGGGCUGACUGCAUAUACGGCAAUGGUAUCUAUCCAUCAAACUGGCAAUGUAACGACCACCCAAGCAACCAACCAAAAUGCCAGUCAACGUGCCGACCAGCGUCCCCCCUGCAGUCCUAUCUAAACGAUUGCCUACCAGGGCAUCUGCCGCACCACCUUAGUUCCAUUGGUUGCAGGACUACUUGUAGCACGUGUCCUUCGACAUCCAAAAAGGGUAUGCCUUGCAUGACGCCUCUUGGUUUCAGAGCGUUCUCAGGCUCCACAAAGACGGGUAAAGAGCUCUGUGAGAUUAUAAACAAAAUAUUAGCCAAUGGCUAUUUAGCAGCCCUGUUCUGUCUCGUUCCGAAGGCCCCGUCUUCUUUGCCGGAACAUUUUAGCUUUGUCCUUGGAUUGGUUAGCGAUUGGCAUGGUGCAUCUAAUUACGACAAGACAAGUGUCCAAAAGGCCUUCGAGAGCUCUAUUAAAAGCGCGUCCAUUAGCCUUUACGAGAAUCCUCCAGAGCUGACCAGCGCACUCCGUAAUGCGUAUAACAGCAAGGAGACUCAUCACGGUACAAGACAUCGUGAGUUUAACACAUCGGACUUGUCAAGUCUGUCGAUUAAAAAGCCGUGUAUGCUUGCUCACGAAGACGUUUAUUGUGCUCCCUACCUCUUCUCACUCUACUGUGAUUCGUAUCACUAUAUUGCGGGAAAAUAUGCUGAUGCAUAUCUCUCAUGGGCGCUUUACCUCCCGGGAAAAGCCUUAGAUGAUAUUGAUGAGCGCAAGAAGUCUCUUGAAAAUCUUAAAGAAAGUCUUGCCAAAUUCACUGAACAUGAUAAUUGUAAAAACCUUUUAACAAAUCUCACUGAAGGCUUAGAAACCUUCCUCGGCUUCGACAAAGAUUCCAAAGGCUACGACGGCACUGGCAUCGUGUACUCGGACCUCGACAGGCUGUGCGACGGGGUGAUGGCGUUUAUCCUCCAAUGUCUUCAAGGCAGUAAAACGCUUUUACAUCACUAUUAUCCUCAGAUUAUUGACACUAUAAGAGAUUUAGAGAGUAAAAUAGGUAAGGGCCUUGGUGUUACAGGAUUUGCGCAGGCCAUUGGGAUUGUGCAGCGUGGGCUGCGGGAGUAUGAGAGUGUUUUAUCUACAAGAACGGAUGGAGUUACAUCACAAUUAACUUCACUUAGCGGCACAAUUAGCAGACUAAACACUGAAUUUAAUAAUAUGCAUAAUAGUAAAUUAGCUGAGCAGAUAGAUAAGAUUAAGCCGCAGGCGCAAUACUAUUUGCUGAAGGCCGAAGCAGCCGAGGCUGCAAGGAACGAGUUGGACGGCACGCUUAAAGGUAAGUUGGAAUGUAACGUGAAAUCGGUGUUGCAGGUUGUGAAGAGUUUCAAGGAGGUUGCAGAGAAGCAGGAAGUGAGGGACCAAGCGAGCCGUGUCGAUAGUGAACUUGACCAUCACAGACAGCAAGUUAAUCAUGCUAUUACUACGGGCGUCUCAGGCUUGCAACAUAAGUUCAGCGUCGAGUUUGACAAGAUUGGGAGUGAAUUGGCGACUUUGAAAAAUAAGAAAUUGACUGAGAAGAUGACGUCAAUUGUGGAUGGUGUGAGUGAGGCGAGGAGAACGGCCGACGAGUUGCUUCAGAAUUUUGACAAUGACUACAGUGAUUUAAUUACUGGGAAAUUCACGGAGAUUAAAGAGUCACUGAAAGAUGUUAAUAUAGACACAUCCUUUGGUGGAACAGGAAAGGCGUCCAAGCUCAAGAAGCAUGUCGCCGAUCUGAGGUCUAAGGUUGGAGAGUUGGAGGAGAUAUAUCAAAAUGUGUUGAAAACGAUUAAGAGGGAAGUUAACUCGGCGGUUGAUUCAACGAGAACUACAGUUGACGAUCUGAAAGAAAAGAUUAAAGAGGACUUGAAGAAGCUCAGGGACACGACAGUUAAGAAUGCGAUCGAAACGUUUUCCAAGAGGUUGAAUGAAGACGUUAAAAUAAUGUCGCAAGUUGCUGAGGCAAGUGGCGAUUUGAGUAAGCUGAAGCUUAAAGCGUUGAAGAGGUUAGCGGAAGCUGCUCAGCAAAAAACGCUACAGUAUGAGAAUUCUGAGCUCGGAGCUGCUCAAAACUCAAUGGAUUUAGAGGAGCUCAAUCACGGUUUCAAAACCAUACUAGGGAAAUUCACAUCUACCAGCUCGGCAACUAACGUCCCCAAAACAUUCGUCGAUACAAUGACAUCGGAUAUUAACGAUGCAGUAAAAGAUGCGUUGGAUAAGAUUGAGAAUAAGGAUCCCGGUUCGACGUUUGAUACUCACAUGGAAAAUUUUAGAAACCACAAAUUAUUAAAGGUUAACAGAAACUGGCAUCCAAUCAGACAAGCUAUCGAUAAGUAUUUUGAUAAGAAGCAAAAUGAUGUAAUAGAUGUAGAGACACUUGGAGAUUAUUUUUCUAAACUUGAUGCGUACAACAAAACUAUGAAAGAUGUCAACAUUAUAAUAAACAAAUUGGAAAACAUGCCCACCGACGUUGAUAACAAGAAUGAGCAAACGUCACAACUUCUUCAGCUGCUUAGGCAACAGAUUGAAAAUGUAAAAGAUAAAAUCGACGACAUCGAGGACAGCGUGAAUAAUGCCGCAAGUAAAAUAAGAGAAGCCAUAAACCGUGUUGAACAAACUGCUAGCACAGCACGUACCGCUGCAAAAUCCGGCCUUGAAGACUUACAAUCCACCCUCCUAAAACAGGUAGAAUCAUCCUUCUCCACCCUCACCCACCAAGUCCAAUCCCUCUUCGCGAAGCAGAAGCAGGCCGAGCUCACGCAGCUGCAGAACGUCAUCGAGACGCAGUUGGAGGCGAUUAAUGACAUAAUCAGGGAGGAUAAGGCGACGGGGGUGAAGGGAUUUUUCAAGGAAAUGAAUAGGUUACUUGGAAGUCAAUUUGAGAGGUCUUCUCUCAGUGAUGGUAUGAAAUUACCUGAGCUAGCCGAAAAGGCUUUUGGCUUUUUCGAUCCAUUGUUCGAAUAUGUCGAUGACGAAAUAAUGCCAAAGAAUUCCAAAGGUUUACGUACGCUGCAGUCUCAGCCUUCAGACCCUUACGUCACUAAGGUUAGGAACAUCAGCAGUAAACUGAGCGCUUUGCUUCGCCAUCUCACCAACAAUUCAACCAGGAACUAUAAUUUCAACCACAACUUUGCGACUAAUUUAGCCUCACUUAUAGAUGCCGUAAACGAGUUUGGUGCUGUUAAAUUCGGUGAAGGCCAGCACCCGGACCUACUUAACAUUGUAAGAACCGGCAUGAAUGACUUUGCCAAGCAGCUGAAAUAUGCCUACAUUAACAUGUAUGAUACUCAAAGUAUUAAGUGGCAAGAGGUUAAAGACGAUGACUUCGUGCUGACCGAAAGCGCAAUGAGAUGCGCGAAAAUAGCCUUGACCACAGUUCCCAUCCUUUUGUCAGAAUUUGAGGUGUUGCUGAAGAACACUAGCAUUGCCGGUGAUUGGUAUACUCUCAGCAUACAUCUACAUAAUAAUAGUAAUGCACUUGGCGCUUUCUUUAAAACUGCCGGCUACGGAGUUCCGAAGAGUGAAGACAUGAGCAAUGAGGAGUUGAAAAACAAGGAAGACUUUUGUGGUGAGCAGAUUCAUGAUCUCCUGACCAAGACCAUUACGCACAAGUUUAUCAAUACCAACAAAUCUGUCCAAAUCAUCGAUGGUCUGGCCAUCGAACACGAGGAGCAGAAUGGUUUGUUACAGAAACUGCAUGGCUGCCUUGUAAAAUACUUCAGCGUUUGUCACCUCACUCACAUCGACAAACCCAGGUCACCAUGUUCCAUUUACGAGAUGCUGGCAUGGUGUGCCGGCCUGCAGUUCAACUCCAUUUUUGAACCACUGUGCUCUUACUUCAAGGAGCUGUUCCAGAAACCCAAGGACCAAAAAGAUGUGCCAUAUGACCAAAUUGAAAAUAGCUCACUCAGCUUAGUCGGCACUAAGACAAUACAUCCUAGCCACUUGGUCACUGCGCUUAACGAUGUAUGUUCCCGAUCUUAUUCCCUGCUGGUAGGCAUCCUUGGCAACGGUCACGCCAACGGCGUUUACGCUUGCGAAUUCCCAAGCAACUCACUCAAUUUGUCGUAUCCGUCUUCUCCAUCACAGUGCUUGGCUAUUCUUGCAGACGUAUUAUAUAGAUUGUAUCAGCAGCUUAUUUUCCUAUACCAACAGUGUAAGCAUGGUCAGUUUUGUAGUGGGUGGAAUAAGUGUUGGUAUGGUCAGGGAAUUGCCGGCUCAUCGUGGAGUUGUAAUACUCUACAAUGCCCCAACCAAACAGGUGACCAAAACGCUGACCAAAAAGGUAACCAAAAGCACAACCAAACGUGUGACCAAAAGUGCAAGCAACAUAGUGACUGCGGUAUUAAAUCGCCGUUACAGUCUUUCCUAGAGGACGGCCUAGUAGGCUUCCUCCCACAUCAGCUUACAAAAUUAGGCUGUGGAGUGGCAUGUUCACUUGGUGAUCACAGAGGUCAGCCGUGUAUUACACCAAUGGGUAUCCCAGAUCUCAGUGCGAUGGCCUCUCACAGGCAGGCGGGCAAGUAUCUGGAGGAGGUGUUGUACGAAUUUUGUGGCAAGCCAGACAAACCACUUACACAACUCUGCAGUUAUCUAACAUGUAUGUCACAACGCACGCCGCAGACCCUUGGUGACCUGUUCGCCUUUUACUCUAAUUUCCUUGACAAGUGGAAUUCUAACGACGGCCAUAAACGUUAUGCCUUCGUUAACGCCGUCCAAAGUGCGAACUUUGGGGAUCCGAAAACAACUCUCGAAAUCGGUCCCAUGUUCGGCAGCAGUGACCACGCUGGACAGACGCAUCCCAACGCCGACCUUCACUCGCUUGUCAAAUGCGAAAGCAACAGCGGUGAUGCAUCCCUUCCCUGCGGUCCAUACCUUAUGCCAAUUUGCCGUGACAUUUGGAACACGUUCUCCAGUAAGAACUCCGGUAAAUAUCUCUCAUGGAUCGUUUACCUCAGUGAAACGUUCUAUGACCUGUUGAAAAAAUUGUAUGACGACUGCUGUGCAACGUGCGACAGGAAGGGUACGCGGUGUUACGAAAAAUGCUGUGCUGAGAAAUGUAAAGUGAAAUAUACUGAUACAGAUGGAAACUCCAUUACUCCAUCUACAGACGACAAGCACACUUCAGACUGCAGUUCCAUCGUCAAAUGCCCGCAUACCUUGCGAACCUUGUCUAAGUAUGGUUUCUAUUUUGGAAGCUCAUGGCGAAUGAGCGGUGAGCGUGGAGAGAAGACUAAGCGCACGUGUAGAGACCUAUGCCAGGCACUGGACAGAGUGCUGAGUAAAAAGAAAGAAGACCGCGCAGCGCUAGCGAAAUUAAUUUACGAGACAAUUCCCAAUUUCUUAUGGAAAAUCAGAGAACCAUUCUCCCUGACAUUGGUCGCCCUCUGGUCGCUCUCUUUGCUCUACCUGCUGCACAUCACCGUCGUCCGCCUCGACGUGCUGAGGAUACGCUCCCACCUGAGAUCACCCUCAAGCCACCGCAUCGCCGCGCAGUCCCUCCUCGCCGCCGCACGCGUCAGGGCACUCGCCAACGUCAAGUACUUCUCACCAUAA